UCAAGAAGUCGGAGCACCCCAUCAACUCCUGGAUCGACGACCCGCUCAAGGAGGAACACUUACGGGAUUCAUCCUAUCGUUCCAGUCCCACUUGAACUUACAGUUGGUUGCUUAUACGCAACGUGCUUCUUUGCUGCAGGUGUCUAUUUUAUUUCACCUAUACCAAGAAUGACGCUGCAGAGCUCUCGGAUAAAGCAGCCUUUGAGUCUCUGUAUUCUGAGACCGAAGCCAGAACCAACAGACGCAUAUUCGUCAGCAGCAUAUCCAAACGGUGAAACAGUCAGUGCUUUUCUGGAUCCUCAGGAGAAUGCCCAAUUAGAUUCAAAAGCUCAGUGUACUUCUGGUCGGUUGUUGAAAACUGAACAAGACGCUUCUGUGAGCCCUUCGGAUGUAUGUUGCAGAUGGGCGGUUGGGACAGUGAUGCCACGUUCCAUUUCUCAGCAAGAAGAACGCCCCCAUGUGUGUAACCAAUGUGGUAACUCGUUUCCCAGGAGGCACAAUUUGCAAAGGCAUAUCGCUACUGUACAUUUGGAGAAGCGGCCCCACGGAUGCGAGCAUUGCGGCAAACGUUUCUCCCAGGAGAGUGAUUUGAGGCGACACUUUGACUCCAUACAUUUGAAAGAGCGACCUCACAAAUGCAAGUAUUGUGAGAAAACUUUUUCUUUAUUGAGUACUCUCCGUAUUCACGAAAAAUCUGUUCAUUUGAAACAACGUCCCUAUAUUUGUGAACAUUGUGGCAGAUCGUUCUCUAUGAAGGACAAUAUGCGAAAUCACUUCAACUCUGUUCACCUAAAAAAGCGGCCUCACCAAUGCAAGUACUGUGAGAAAACGUUUUCUCUUGCAGGUAAUCUCCGGAUCCACGAGCAGUGUGUUCACCUAACGGAGCGCCCUUACACAUGCGAACAGUGUGGUAAAUCGUUUUCCCAUAAGUGCAUUAUGCGAAAACAUCACAAAGCUGUUCAUUCAAAAGAUGGACACAGCUUCGACUGAUAACGCAGUCGCACAAAUGGGAUUGAAACAGUAGCGGCAGAUACAAGUCACUUCAUAGUGUGGCGAUGUCCUGCAAUACAUGAGGCGUGAUUGGAACGAAGUUCCUCAAUUCUGUGGUCUCCCAAUGUGAAUGGACACAGGCGCUAUUUUGACGUUUACCUGCUAUUGGCUUUUUGCAGACACACAUCAGAUAUCGACAUGAAUAUGCCUGCAGCACUCUGUGGAAAUUACCCUCUGUUUGCAUUUGGCUGCCGCCGCCACUUUUGCCAGUACUUUUGAUACAUCUCUACUUUUGUACCUAAUUUUGUCUUUUUCUGUCUGUCGCGAUGUGUUGGUCAAGCAAGGCGUUACAGUUAUAAUGCGGUAAUGUGUUGCAGGUCAGUUUGAACUACGUAAGUUCAGUGAAAACGUUCGCAACAUGAUCAAACGUGUACUUCUGGACUC
Dicrocoelium dendriticum is the source of this 1434-nucleotide messenger RNA. The record is from the annotation of a GenBank genome assembly. Lineage: Eukaryota; Metazoa; Platyhelminthes; Trematoda; Plagiorchiida; Dicrocoeliidae.